AAAAGACGACCCAAGAGCAGCCCGAAAGACGAUUUUGGCAUCAAACCGCGCGCGGUGGAGGUCACAACAACCCGUACCUGAAAAUCAUCAUCUCUUGCUUUUCGGCUCCUUUUUCCAAAGUCUUCUAACGUUUUAAAGCUAGACAUUUCAAUAUGCUUUUCUGCCCGUACUGCGCCAACAAUCUGACUAUCGGAGAUAGAGAAGAUAGUGCGGACAAGUGUUGGAUUUGUCCGACAUGUCCUUACCAAUUCAUCAUCGACAGACAGAUCUCGAUGCGAACACAUUUGAAGCGAAAGCAAGUGGACGACGUUUUGGGAGGCAAGGAAGCUUGGGCGAAUGUGGACAAGAUCGAUGCUGCUUGUCCUAAGUGCGACUUCAGAAAAGCAUAUUUCCGACAAUUGCAGAUUCGGUCAGCAGAUGAGCCUAUGACCACUUUCUACAAAUGUGUUGAAUGCUCUCAUCAAUGGCGAGAAAACUAGAUUGCGCCCAUCACCAGCAUCUACAACCCUAUAAUACUCUAUAACGAUCUCAUGACACCCCAUAUA
This is a messenger RNA of Cryptococcus amylolentus CBS 6039, 545 nucleotides long. RefSeq lists its product as hypothetical. The transcript is spliced from 6 exons. Gene Ontology annotation, molecular function: DNA-directed RNA polymerase activity; zinc ion binding; nucleic acid binding. Gene Ontology annotation, cellular component: RNA polymerase III complex. The coding region runs from base 153 to 479 and encodes 108 amino acids. The record is from RefSeq and is a predicted model, not a curated record. Gene Ontology annotation, biological process: DNA-templated transcription; termination of RNA polymerase III transcription. Lineage: Eukaryota; Fungi; Basidiomycota; Tremellomycetes; Tremellales; Cryptococcaceae.